CGCUCGAGCCGGUCACAUAAUGGUCUGCUGACUCUGCUCCCUCUUCCUUCCUUCCAUUUCGCUGACCAACCUGCAUAUAGGCAGUACAAGGCAUAACAGCGACGACGAGCACAAAUAUCACAGGUGCUACUCACAAUUCUACGCCUAGUAUCAUGCCGCCAGAGCUCGAGCAGACGCUCGCUCUUCUAUCAUCACACCGUUCUGUCCUCGGAUACCUUUUACUCUCGCGUGGAGACCAUGUUAGUAUCAUACGUCAUUCAGGCGUUAUUUUUGAGGGAGAACAAGGAAAGAAGUAUGCGAGCGUCAUAGGCAAGAUGGUUGAGAGCGUGCAGGCAGGCUUGGAGGAAGUGAGUAUGUCGGAAAAUGAUGGAGACCAGAUUCGCUUCAUGAGAAUACGUACCAAACGCCAUGAAAUCAUGAUUUCGCCUGAUGAAAGAUAUCUCCUCGCGGUAUUACAUGACCCCGCUUCGUGAAUUUACCCUCACCUAUCAUAUUCUCUUAUAUCUUUGUGUUUAUCUUACUACUGUAUCGGUAGGAUCUCUUGGUAAUGCAGGCUUGUGAAACCGA
Molecule: messenger RNA, 567 nt
Organism: Suillus discolor
Lineage: Eukaryota; Fungi; Basidiomycota; Agaricomycetes; Boletales; Suillaceae
Exons: 3
Coding region: 153-473 (106 amino acids)
Biological process (GO): microtubule-based movement
Cellular component (GO): cytoplasmic dynein complex; cytoplasm
Molecular function (GO): dynein intermediate chain binding
Source: RefSeq, a predicted model, not a curated record